AUGAAAGAAUAUUUGUAUAAAAUUUCAUCUGAAUAUGAAGAGGUUUAUGAAAAGUUUAGUCAAGAAUUUAAUAUAAGCAUUAAACAUGAAAUUUAUAAUAAGACACUCAUAUUUGAUUGUAAUUCAUUGAAAAAAUUGCAAGAAAAUAUGACUCAACUGAUUAAUGAAUUAGAUAAUAAACUAUUUAAAUAUAAUAAUGAA
Cetraspora pellucida is the source of this 201-nucleotide messenger RNA. Lineage: Eukaryota; Fungi; Glomeromycota; Glomeromycetes; Diversisporales; Gigasporaceae. The record is from the annotation of a GenBank genome assembly.